AUGACUCGGAGAUGCAUGUGCCAGUGUUACACGUUGAACAUUUCCAUUGCGAUAGUUAAAUCUUGCAUGAACACUGGAGCGUUAUUCGAACACAAGCUUCAAACACCUUUCCAAUCUACUUCUCUUUCAGGCUGGGUAGCACAAUUUGUCACCAUCGCACUAAGCUCCUUUAUUCUUUCAGAAUGAGACAGUUGUUAUUGUACCAAGGAUCAAGUCAAUCGUUGGUACACCAGCAUAAAUUGUAAUAUGAGGCCACAUAAAGGUUCUAACGAAAAGAAUCUCUUUCGUUGUCAGUGUGCGGCUCUAUAAGUUAGUUCGUGAGGAAACCCUGUCUUGCUGUCAGACCACUCCACUACAGUAGGUAGGUAUGUACGGCUAUGCUUUUCUAUGAAGGAAAUAUUUUCCAUCUUCACUAUCUCUUGGUUGUUGAACAAUCCACACGGUCACAUCUGCGUGGCCCCUUUCCACAUUAUUUCUUGUAUCUUCCUUGAGUGGAAAGACACUCUGUUCCGCAAGGUGAUCCUGUGGACAGGUUUGAGUGCUGUUUGAUGCAGAUGUGUAAAGGUAUCGGCAAUUCCUUCAUCCCGACAUAAACAAGUAAUGAUCAAUAUACUGUACUUCGUUAACUUUCAGCUGUUCGCCAAAUUUCAGGAAGUCCGAAGAGUUUCUAACGAUGCUGAUCGUUCACAAUGCUUCGUUCGAACGAGGAUGAAGUUUUCACAUUGUAUGUGUUAUGCAAGAAAGUUCUACCCUGAGACCUUCACUUUUGAUUACGGAAGAUGGGGAACUGACUAUUGAUUAUGGAAAGUUUGGGAACUCAAUGUAACGCACUUGAACCUGUCGAAGAAAGACGAAGUGAUGAAAGCAUAUAUGCGGAGGCUAUCGAUGUAGUUCGGAGGUCAUGGAUACGACUCAUGUACGUCGAAACCUUCGAGAAUCAAAAAUCCAAGUGAAAGAUGUUGGAGUCAUGAGGUUUGGUUUCAUCAGGACAAUGACUUGUUUACGGACCUACUCUUGGAGUUACUUACACCACAAUAGAAUGAACGGUAUCUGUAGUCAGGCCUUAUACAGGCCCUCAGUGUUUGCUUGUCCUGCUCUACAGCUGCUCGUCUCUGGAUCGAAGAAUUUGUUUUUUGGAGAAUUGCAGCACUUACCUUGCAACUCAUGAAACUCUUUAAGCAAAGUCGGGGGCCGGAUGCUAAAGGUCUGGAGAGUGGAGCAAAUGAUGAAGAGACGAAUCUAAAUGAUCUUGUUGAAGAGUUUCUUCGGACUCGGAACGAUGGAAUCAAAUUACGCUGUACAGAAAUCAAAACAGGCCUAGCAAGGAUGCAAGACAGAAUGGAUUUGGUGUACCGAAGGGCUUUUCAAGAUACGAACACAAUUUCAAGCUCGGAUCAGGACAGAACAGAAGCUAAGUAUCCACUCUCCUACAACAUCACCGAGUCCGAACUAGAGCAGCACGUGGUUGAUUUUUUGGUUCACUUAUAACAUGAGUCGAUUGUAAUAUUGAGAAGAUUACGAAUUUGACAAGAAAUCAAGCUGGAGUGAUCGAUCGGCUAUUAAGCUGAAUCGACCCCUGGUGGGAAGCCGAACAGGACUGAACGUUUCAUGGGCGAUUCCUCUUUUAUAAGGAGACUACGCUGAAUGCAGCUAUUUGUUUCGAUCUUACAAAUGUCUCUCGGCAGUUAUGAUCGGUGCCGUUCUAGAUUCUUCUCCCUUCACUUGUAAGGAACGGUAUGUCAGGAGGAUCUCGAGAUGUGCAUGCCGAGCGCAGUGAGAUCAGUUUUCAGCUGCCGACCACCAGUGAAGCCGUUCGGUGAAAAACGAGGAAAUCGAAAAUGAUAGCUCAAAUCCAUGCCUUUGUACAGCUCGGCGUUAUUGUGAUCGUUGCUGUUCUUUCUUGCUGGUACCUUUUCUGGAGGAGGGUACGGAGGAGACCGAAACUGUUGUCGAUACACGUCAAGACUCCAGCUGAGAAGGAGGUUUGCAAAAUUCCCAAGCUCCAAUGCGAGACGGAUCUUGCAAGGUUGAGUGCAGAUGAGAUGCCUGGAGUGCCUGCAAAUGCAACUGAAAGUGUCCCUUCCGAGAUUAAUCCUCCCGUAAAAGGCGUGGAUUCUUCAGAAUCAGAAAGCUUUUCACUGAGGCCGGGAAACCUGCCUUCCGAUAACGAUUCUGGAAACUGCACACCGACAUUUUACAGAGGCACAAAGAAGCCCAUCGUUUGGGUUGAUUGUGAUGGUAUUUCAAAAUCCCCGACAUCGACAGUUUCUCAGGGCCACUCAAAGCAUUCAAUCCCUCCUUGUGACGUGGCCGGGCACGUCACUUCAAUUUUUUCUGCAGAGAGAACUUGGACCUGUGAACCUCAUUGCGAUUGGACCACGAGCUCCGAGUCCACAAGCAGCGGGCCCUCGAUGAACUCAUUGCAAACGAAACACGAGAGUAGAACUGCGGAAGGUGAAGUCGAUUCGGUGCCUUCCGGUGCCAUGCCCGGCCGAGCUGAGACAGAGGAAAGCGAAGAUCCUCCAGUUCCAGAGUUUCUGAAAUUCGGAGAUGGUCUAGACCAAGGCCCGUACGUCUAUCUCGAUGCACUAGUAGCUGUGGCUAGUUUCUCUUCAUUUCUUCUCUGACUGUCAGUGCCAAAAGAUUCCGGCCGUGCACUUCUCAUGUUGAGAUUGGAGUAUUCAAAGUGAACUAGCGAAGCCUCGAUGCCAACUCCUUCUGUCGAAUUUCAGCAUUAAUUCCUGUUGAGUCUAACUGCUCGUCGCCUUGCAUUGAAUACAUUAUCAAAUGUAGAUGGAUCUGAAGGUGAUCGAGGCGUUCAUGUCGAUCAUAUGUAUUUGGUUGGAGGGGGGCAAGUAAUUAGCAAGAAAUGGUUAGAGUUUAGGGCUGUGGAUAUAUUAUGAUUAGCUUUAAGCUGAAAUCACGAUCUGAAAUGCUUGUGUAGAGAAACUCAAGUUUGAAACAA
Molecule: messenger RNA, 2965 nt
Organism: Marchantia polymorpha subsp. ruderalis
Lineage: Eukaryota; Viridiplantae; Streptophyta; Marchantiopsida; Marchantiales; Marchantiaceae
Source: the annotation of a GenBank genome assembly